This is a messenger RNA of Elgaria multicarinata webbii, 495 nucleotides long. RefSeq names its product protein FAM163A-like. NCBI's taxonomy places the organism in Eukaryota, Metazoa, Chordata, Lepidosauria, Squamata, Anguidae. The transcript has 2 exons. The coding region runs from base 1 to 495 and encodes 164 amino acids. The record is from RefSeq and is a predicted model, not a curated record.
AUGACAGCAGGAACUGUUGUAAUCACUGGUGGAAUACUAGCGACAGUGAUCUUACUGUGUAUCAUUGCUGUUCUCUGCUAUUGUAGGCUACAGUAUUACUGCUGCAAGAAAGAUGAGUCUGAUGAAGAGGAAGAGGAGGAAGAGGAGGAGGAGGAGGAGACCGACCUUCCCCCGCACUCACACUAUGUCAUGUGCAAUGCUUGCAACUCUCGUAUCAUGGACGGGCAGGGCAACCCCUCCUUCCCACCCCACGAGCUUAACAAGCAGGGGGGGCGGAACUAUUGCCCCACUUGCUCGCCCUACGGCUCCCCCUUUUACAUACGGACCGCUGACAUGGUGCGGAACGGAGGCGAGAGGAUCGCCUAUACACCGACGUGCUGCAAGGAAAUGGGAUUGCCCAUCAAAAUGGCAACCCUCCAGAGCUACCCGGUGACCCACCACUGCAUCAUCCAUGAGACCUUUCCAAACCCGAGGGCUUUUAGUACAGAAGUGUGA